Messenger RNA from Alligator sinensis (Chinese alligator), 1695 nucleotides. It is a transcript of the gene ACTA1, whose product is annotated as actin, alpha 1, skeletal muscle. Gene Ontology annotation, cellular component: actin filament; stress fiber; striated muscle thin filament. NCBI's taxonomy places the organism in Eukaryota, Metazoa, Chordata, Crocodylia, Alligatoridae. Bases 153 to 1433 code for a protein of 426 amino acids. The record is from RefSeq and is a predicted model, not a curated record. The transcript is spliced from 6 exons. Gene Ontology annotation, biological process: skeletal muscle thin filament assembly.
UAUGGAGACGGCCGGGCAGGAAUCCGGGGGGCCGGGCCGCGCCGCGCGAUAAAAGCCGCCGGGCCCCGGCACCCACCGAGCGCCACAGCUGAGAGCAGCGUCUCUGCCCAGCCUGAGCCGGAGCGACACACACCCCCCAGAAAGCCGCCACCAUGUGUGAUGAGGAUGAGACCACCGCGCUCGUGUGCGACAACGGCUCCGGCCUGGUGAAGGCUGGCUUCGCCGGGGACGAUGCCCCCAGGGCCGUCUUCCCCUCCAUCGUGGGCCGCCCCCGCCACCAGGGUGUCAUGGUGGGUAUGGGUCAGAAGGACUCGUACGUAGGGGAUGAGGCGCAGAGCAAGAGAGGCAUCCUGACUCUGAAGUACCCCAUCGAGCACGGCAUCAUCACCAACUGGGACGACAUGGAGAAGAUCUGGCACCACACCUUCUACAAUGAGCUGCGCGUGGCCCCCGAGGAGCACCCCACCCUGCUCACUGAGGCCCCCCUCAACCCCAAGGCCAACCGUGAGAAGAUGACCCAGAUCAUGUUUGAGACCUUCAACGUGCCUGCCAUGUACGUGGCCAUCCAGGCGGUGCUGUCCCUCUAUGCCUCCGGCCGUACCACCGGUGAGUGCCCCCGCCCCACCCCCGGCCCCCAAUGGAAGAAGGGACGUGAUCCAAAGGAAAGGGACGGGGUUCGUGUGGUUAGGGAGGAUGGGGGCGUGGCCAAUAGAACGCCGAGCAAGGCUGACAGGGAAGGGGCAUGGCUCAGAACUAAGGGGCUGGACCGCAGUUCCUGUGUGAUCUUUGCUGCCACGUGCGGCGCCUGCCCCGGGGGCUCCUCGGACCUCCGUGUGCCCGCUCCCUCCGCGCCCCUGUGCCGCUCCCUCCCCAUCCCCGCCUGCUCUGACCCCUGUUCUUCCACCCCCCGGGCAGCCGAGCGUGAGAUCGUGCGCGACAUCAAGGAAAAGCUCUGCUAUGUGGCCCUGGACUUCGAGAACGAGAUGGCCACGGCCGCCUCCUCCUCCUCCCUGGAGAAGAGCUACGAGCUGCCUGAUGGGCAGGUCAUCACCAUCGGCAACGAGCGCUUCCGCUGCCCAGAGACCCUCUUCCAGCCUUCCUUCAUCGGUAUGGAGUCUGCUGGGAUUCAUGAGACCACCUACAACAGCAUCAUGAAGUGCGACAUCGACAUCAGGAAGGACCUGUACGCCAACAAUGUCAUGUCCGGCGGCACCACCAUGUACCCCGGUAUCGCUGACCGUAUGCAGAAGGAGAUCACUGCCCUGGCUCCCAGCACCAUGAAGAUCAAGAUCAUCGCUCCCCCCGAGCGCAAGUACUCUGUCUGGAUCGGUGGCUCCAUCCUGGCUUCCCUGUCCACCUUCCAGCAGAUGUGGAUCACGAAACAGGAGUACGACGAAGCCGGCCCCUCCAUUGUCCACCGCAAAUGCUUCUAAGCAGGCUGACACGAUGCCGCCGGGACCCGCUCUCAGGACGACGGUGCUGCCGGGCUGCCGGAGCCCGUCUAACUCCCCCUUUACUUUUGUAACACCCCCUGCGACGGGCGCCGCCACCUCCCCGUGACGCGGUGUCUGUAAAGUGUACAUACGUUAAUUUAUUUUACCUCGUUUUGUUUAUUUUUCAAACCAUGCCCUGCGGAAGGAAACACGAAACACUUCAAGAAGCAUUAAAUCAUCAGUCAUUCUGGCACGCCCCACG